AUGGCUCGCCCCAAAAGAGUCCUCUCGUUCAUGUCACAAUGGGGUGGCUCCGCACAUCAGUCCAAGUCGGCCACGACCUCGCCCGGCCCAGCGUCGCCCACCACCCAUUCGCCCUCGAAGCUGCCCUCGUCCGCAAACCCGCACGCAGAGUCGCCCGCACUGCAUGACCUCGAUAGCGGCCGCGCCUCGCCCAGCCCGGCCCUGCAGCAGCGCCAGCGCACCGACACGGGCCGCUCUUCACGCCCUAUGUCCAUGAUACAGACGUACCAGCCGCCCGUCAUGGAGGUCAGCCACGAUACGCUGCCCGAGCUGCAGCGCAUCUUUACGUUCCUGAACAGCCACUCGAACAAGCUGUACCAGGAGGGCUAUUUCCUCAAGUUCCACGACACAGACACCCGCGGCCGCCCGGCCCCGGACAGAAAAUGGCAGGAGUACUUUGUCCAGCUCGUGGGCACCAUCAUGUCCCUGUGGGAUGCGAGCGAGCUGGAUCUGGUUGGCGGCGAUCGCGAAGUGAUUCCCACUUUCAUCAAUCUCACUGAUGCCGCAAUCCACAUGAUUCCCGCCAUGACCCUGAAGGACGGCAAGAAGCUCGACCACAUCCUCAGCGUAUCAACAGCCGCAAAAAACAAAUAUCUUCUCCACUUCGACUCGUACCACGCCCUGACGCAAUGGACUGCUGCCAUUCGACUCGCCAUGUACGAGCACGCGACGCUGCAGGAGGCAUACACGGGCUCUUUGAUUGCUGGCAAAGGCAAGUCACUGAACAACAUUCGCAUGAUUUUAUCCCGAGAAAACGCCCGUUAUGAGGACUGGGUUCGCGUGCGCUUCGGUGCCGGUACUCCUUGGCGCCGCUGCUGGUGCGUCGUCAAUCCGCCAGACCAGAAAGAGUACGCCAAAUUGCAGAAGGACCAGAAGAGCAAGAAGAAUCCGUAUGAGAAGCAAACCGUGCUGAAGGGCGACAUCAAGUUUUACGAGACGAAAAAGAUAACCAAAAAGACCAAGCCAAUCGCCACAGUCAAGGAUGCGUUUGCAUGCUACGCCAUCUACCCCCAGUCCAAACCUCUCAUCGAUUCAUCGACCUUGGUCAAGAUUGAGGCAAAGAUCACUGUGCACUCUCAGCCAGAGAGUACUACGGAAGGCUUUGUUUUCGUCAUGCCCGAGUCGCGACCCGCCAUCACAGGCUUUGAGAUCAUGCUGCAAUUCCUCUUCCCAAUAUUCGAUACCUUCCAUCUUUAUGGACGACCGAAAAAGCUUGUUGCAGAUGUCUUGGAUAGCCGAGGUCUUAUGUUCGCAAUGCCUAAUGAUAGGCGAUAUGGGUAUCUCGAACUUUGGGACGUUACUGGCUUAAUCAAUAGAGAUGGUAGCCAGACCUGGUCUGAGAGGCAGUGGAGGAAGCAGCUGAAAGAUUUAACGUCUACACGUAUGAGCGCAGUGUCAGACUCUGACAGUGGUCCAGUGCCUGGAGGCCGCAGGAAUACGGUAAGUCGAGCUGGGUUCACCCCCUCGACACGGAACCUUAGAUUCCAGGACGGAGGCUCGAUUCGUUCACAGCCCUCUACUCGGCAACCUUCGCCCACGAGGGAAACCAACUUUGAACAACAAGGACCCCGUCGCGUGGAUUCGGCACCACCAAGUGCUCUCUUUGCGUCUCCACGUCAUCAGCGAUCGGUAUCCGAGAAUGUGCACAACCUACAGAAGAUUCGCUCAGGCCAGGCGCAGCAGCACAGCAUGGAUGACAACGAUAGACCACCCACUCCCCCACAACAUGGAGGUGUAUACAACGGGACUCCCCAGAACGGGUCGGCUCAACAGUUGGAGGGUUCCGACACCGAUGAAUCUCCUGGCCACGAGCCUGUGAAUUUGCCUGAACUUCCAGUCGCUGCUUCUGCGCCUCCGGUUGGCCCUGUAGACCACCCACCUUCAUUUGCGCAUGCCUCAAACCAGAAGCCGCCUGUCCGGCCUGCAGUGCCAGGGUCUACUAUAAAACCAAACCCACACGUCGACAAUGCUACACUCAAUCAGAUGGUCGAUGCUACGAAUGCCCCUUCGUCAGCAGGUAUCGCGGUAGCUGGUGCGGCAGCUGCCUGGAAAAGCCAGGAGAGUCUGCACAGCAGAAGGAGCGGGGAGUAUGGUGCGGAGCGCGGGCAGCAGAUGCAUCUGCAAAACCCCCAACGCCCUGUGACCCGCGAAGGUCGCUCGCAAAACAGGAUGCCUACAAUCCCUGCGUCACCAUACGUUGAACACGCUGAAUUUGUGCAGCCACCGCCGGGGUAUGAACCUGUAGGACCUCCAGUGCCAGAGCAUGGCGUGCCCUUACAGUCUCAGACGAGACAGGAACUCCCCCACCGCCCGCAUUCUGGUAGCAGCGGUGGCCCCAUCCACCGUAAACCAGUUCCAGGUCGGUCCCUCUCCUCCUCGCAGCACUCGACCACUAGCUCAAGUCUCGGUAGUUUACGACAGGAUGUAAUUGAUCCUGAAGCACUUGAUGCCCUGAAUCAGACAGAAACCUCACUAUUCAGGCAGCAGAGCAAAUCGAGCAGCCGCUACGAUGACGAUGCUGUGUCAACGUCGACUCCGGACUAUGCUAGUACGCAUAGCGAGGAGGUUGUAGUACGGAAACUGCCUGCGAGGAGAGAGGACCGACCUCGCAGUGGUGUCUUGAAGACAAUUGGCGACCCAGGUCUCGCGUCUCAGAUGGAUACAUCUUCGGGAGCAACGCACCCAACUUUGGACCCCAGGGUCCAGCCUUCGGCCGAUGUGCCUUCAAUCGACUUUGGCCCAACAUAUGCGCUUGGUUUCAACGACAAGCGCCCAGGUACAGGCGGAACAAUGACAGGAGGGCAGGUCACGAUAGGCCAUGAAUUCUCACGCUCGAAGGAGAACCUCGCGUCUUCACCCAAUGAAAUGCAUAAUCGCAACUCGUAUAUCUCGUCUGGACGAACCACGCCUAAUGCUGCACUACACAUACGCAGCACUUCAGCAUCUCCUAACGACUUCGACACACGGCAAGUUGCAUGGCAGCCUGCUAUGGCGUCUCCACGCAAAUCAAGCGCACACAAGCUCGACGCAGAGGAGUGGGUACUGCAUCGCGCCGCGCAACAAUCUCCUGCCCUGAUGAACUACACGAUGCAAACACCACCACCCAUGAACCGAACACGAUCUGGUGACUGGGCUCAUCUGCAGCGUACACCAGAAGGUCCACCUUCGCCUGCUGCGCGACCGAAUAGUAGACUCACGCUCAGCAGGCCACCUUCCCGAGGUGCGGAGCUUCUACUUGAUUCGAAGCCUACCACAUUGUCUGCUCGAGAGCAGGAGCAAGUGGCUCGUAUGACUGGAACACCCAUGCUGGACAUGUCGACCAACUCCAAUAAAAAAUCACAGGAGCAGCCUUCACACGGGCUGACAGGUUACAUCGAUUUCCGUGAGAAGGAGAAAGCCGCCGCAAAGCAGCAGAAUCGUCACUCUGCUGCUAUGCAAGCUGAGAUCGAUAAGCGGAUGAUGCAACAAAACCAGCGCCAGAUGCAGGAACAGCAACGGCAAAUGGAAGCCCGCCAGAUGCAGGAACAGCAACGACAGAUGGAAGCCCGCCAGCGCCAAAUGAUGGAGAUGCAGAACAUGAAUCAGCAGAUGGCCAUGGCACAACAAAGCAUGUAUGCACAGAGCAACUACGCACCAAGCAUGAUGGGCACACCCCAGGGUCUCGGUACUCCGACCGGCAUGCCCGGCAUGGCCUUCUCCACACCUGGCCAGGCUCAAAUGUACGCUCAGCAAGGGUACUUUAAUCAGCAGCCAAUGACACCUCAAAUGCAAGUGCCAGGCGGCUGGAUUCAAACACCCGCUCAAUCUAUGCAAGGCCAGUACUUCCCACCACAGCAGCAGCAAAACCAGAACCAGUACCCACCUACGAGGCCAUAUGGUCAGCAGCAGCACAGACAUUGA
Boeremia exigua is the source of this 3939-nucleotide messenger RNA. RefSeq lists its product as uncharacterized. The transcript is spliced from 4 exons. Bases 1 to 3939 code for a protein of 1312 amino acids. NCBI's taxonomy places the organism in Eukaryota, Fungi, Ascomycota, Dothideomycetes, Pleosporales, Didymellaceae. The record is from RefSeq and is a predicted model, not a curated record.